UUUAGUGAGGUCAAUAAAUAUUCAGUUACUGUUACUUGAAAACCUAAAUUUUACACCUGAUGCUUUUUAUGGUAACAAACACAGAUUCAGGAAAACAUUUGUGAUUUUGUGAUCAGUGCUUUGUUUAUCUAAAUUAUUAUUCAAUUUCCUAUGCUAAAAUGUGAUUAUCACCAAGAGUGUAUUAAUUUGUAAAUUUGAAAAAACACUCGAGUCAUCAAAAUAUUGGAUUACACUGAGCGCCAGAAAGGGUAACCAUGACAAUCAACACUUAUUGGUCGGCAUCGUCGUUUUCAUCUGGUUUACGGUCUCAUUUGUUGGAAUCAAACUAUCACUUUGACAUUGUUCCAAUGGAUAGAGGACCUUUAAUGGAGGUGGCUAACCACCUAAUUAAGUUGAACAUGUACCCUUAUUUUGAAGGGGUUCAUGGUUUAUUGACUGCUCUUUACAUCCGUCAAGAGCUUGGACCUACAGCUCACAAGUUUUCCCGUCGUCAUCCAUUCUCCUGUUGGGCUUCAACAAUGUUAAGUUUUUUUUCUGGUUCCUUGUUAGCCAACUUUUUUCUUGCUGAACCUUUAACCGAUGUCUUUAAAAGUUCACAAACUGUUGUUCUGGCCACAUUAACCUGGUAUAUAGUCUUCUAUUCACCUUUUGACAUUGUAUGCAAACUGAUUAGUUUAAGACCUUGUUACAUACUUCUGGAUUGUGCCCGUGAAAUAUUAAGGGCCAAGGUAGUAUACACCGGUGUUACCCAUACUGCCCGUAUAUAUCCUGGUAACUAUGCAAUAAUUAUAUUUAUUGGUGCACUCAGAGCGAGCGGUGGAUGCUUUCUUAGACCAUUGGAUAGAUUAUUUAGAGGAAUCUGGACACCAAACAUCAUUGAGAUGCUAAAUCCAUCAUAUCCAACUAAAACUGCUCUUCUAGCUUCAGCCAUUUUUACAGUCAACAAGCAAUCAGAUUGGAUCAACAUAUCAACACCGUUGGUGUACCUAGCUGUUGUCUCUUUGCUCAUAUACCUUAAAUUUUCAUCACUAACCUUUGGUUUCUACGAUCCAUUCCGACCAGUUGAAAAUCUUAUUUGUUCCCUGCUUUUUGGAAAUGCAUUUGAAACAUUAGAACAUGCUCACACAAAAAGUACAAAAAAUGAAACUGACAAGACUAAAAGUGGUGUAGGAGGAGGGAGUGGUGAUAAAAUGAAACGAGGAGACGCCAAGAAGAAGGAAUAGAUCUAUUUUGGUCUAUAUCAUGACAUCAUAACCUGUUCAAAACUAUAUCAGAAGGCUGAACCUUUAAAUUUCUUAUAAAUGUGAUGACUUUUCGUCCGAAGCCGCAAAACAGAAAAGGCUUUGCCUCGAACAUUUUCUUUGAACAAUAUUUGUUUAAUAUGUUGAAAAUAUCGACUGCAAUGUGGAAUAUUUAAGCGAUCUCAUGUUGUACAAUCAUGUUAUAAGGAAAAGAUGUUACUUGGCUUAAAAUACUGUAUUAAUUGACAACAAAUCAUCAAUCAAAUAAUUUCUAAGUACAAAGUGCAAUGUGAUUUAAAAUAAAUUUUCUUUAGUUUGCA
Molecule: messenger RNA, 1561 nt
Organism: Tetranychus urticae (two-spotted spider mite)
Lineage: Eukaryota; Metazoa; Arthropoda; Arachnida; Trombidiformes; Tetranychidae
Product: trimeric intracellular cation channel type 1B.1
Biological process (GO): potassium ion transmembrane transport
Cellular component (GO): membrane
Molecular function (GO): identical protein binding; potassium channel activity
Source: RefSeq, a predicted model, not a curated record